AUGGCCAAAAAGAAAGGAGAAGACCAGGAUUUUGAAGAGGAGCCCAAUUUUGACGACCCAGAAGGAUUCGUGGACGAUGUUUCCGACGAUGAACUGCUGGGGGAUUUUCUGAGGCAGAAGCCGUGUGAAUCGGAUGGGGUAGAAAAUGUGAUCGUGGUUGACAACAUUCCGGUCGUCGGUGCGGCACGCUUCCAGAAGCUGAACGGUAUCAUCGAGAAGCUGUUCAAGAACGCCGGCACCAUCGUGAACGUGCACUACCCGAAAGAUGAAGAGGAUAACACGAAGGGGUACGCCUUCAUCGAGUACCAGAAUCAGGACAGUGCGGAGGAGGCGGUGAAAUCGUUGAAUAAUCAUCGGCUCGACAAGCACUAUAAGCUGCUGGUGAACCGGUUUUCCGACUUCCAGAAGUAUUCGGAUAUACCGAAGGAAUGGUCUCCGCCGCAGCCCCAACCGUACAAGGUGCAGAACGAUCUGUACAACUUCUUGGUGGAACCGGACGCGCAGGAUCAGUUCUGUGUGGUGUCGGAAACCAUCCCCGGUUCGGUGCAGGUGCAGUUCUGUCAAAAUACGCAACCGGAACCGACGGAGCUGCUGAAACGCGAACGCUUCACCGAUACGUACGUCAAGUGGUCCCCGAAGGGUACGUACAUUGUAACGUUCCACAAGCAGGGUGUCAUCAUCUGGGGUGGAUCGAACUUCGUGAAGGUGAACAAAUUCCCGCAUGGUAACGCACAGUUCGUGGACAUCUCGCCAUGCGAACAGUACCUCGUGACGUACGGACCGAAUGGGCAGAAGAUCGUUAUCUGGGACAUUCGCACCGGGGCAGAGAAGCGCGCGUUCGUUUCGGACGGUACGUCAAAUGCGUCGAUGUUGCGCUGGUCGCACGAUGACCGGUACGUGGCCCGUUUAGUGGACAGCCAGAUACAGAUCUACGACACGACUACCUUCUUCCUGCUGGACAUGAAGUCCAUUAAGGUGGAAGGCAUCCGCAACUUUAGCUGGUCGCCAACCGACAACAUCAUCGCCUACUCGGUGGCUGAAGAGGUGGACGUUCCGGCAAAGGUAACACUGAUGGCCAUCCCGAAGAAGACGGAACUGCGCACGAAGAAUCUGUUCAACGUGGCCGACUGCAAGAUACAUUGGCAAAAGUCGGGCGACUAUCUGUGCGUGAAGGUGGAUCGGUUUUCCAAGUCGAAGAAGGAGAAAAAAGAUAAGAAGGAUUCGGAUGUGAAAUUCCUCGGCAUGUUCUACAACUUUGAGAUUUUCCACAUGCGCGAAAAGGACAUUCCGGUCGAUUCAGUGGAGGUGAAGGAAACGAUUCUUGCCUUCGCCUGGGAACCGGUCGGUUCCAAAUUCUCCAUCAUACAUGGUGAGCCGGCGUCCGCUAACGUAAGCUUCUACGAAACCAACAAAGGUCAGGAGCCGGUCCUAGUGAAGAAGCUGGAAAAGAAGGUAUGCAGCCACCUGUUCUGGUCACCGAGGGGACAGUUUAUCGUGCUAGCAAAUCUUCAGAUGGGUUCGUUCGAGUUUGUGGACACGAACGAUUUCAGCAUCAUGAAAACAGGAGAUCAUUAUCGCGCAUCGGAGGUAGAGUGGGAUCCAACUGGACGUUACGUUGUGACGGGAACUUCCGGAAAGGCAAAGGAAGACCAGGGCUAUUACAUGUGGUCGUUCCAAGGACGUAUUCUGAAACGUGUGAAUCUGAAGAACUUCAUGCUGUUCCUGUGGCGUCCACGUCCACCGACCUUGCUGGCCGAGGCCAAGCAAAAGGAGAUACGGAAGAAUUUGAAGAAGUACUACUCGCAGUUCGAGAGCAAGGAUCGUUUGCGAAUGACCCGUGCCUCGAAGGAACUGAUCGAGAAGCGUGCGAAGCUGCGUGAGCAGUUCACCGAGUAUCGCUCGAAACGCGUCAAGGAAUGGGAGGAUCAGAAGAAACGUCGUAUGCAGUUGCGAAACAACAUCGACACAGACACGCUGGAAGCAGAUCCAGAAAACGUAGAGGAAGAAAUAGUUGAAAUUCUUGUUCGUGAAGAUACCACCAUUAUCGAGUAA
Molecule: messenger RNA, 2052 nt
Organism: Anopheles marshallii
Lineage: Eukaryota; Metazoa; Arthropoda; Insecta; Diptera; Culicidae
Gene: eIF3b
Product: eukaryotic translation initiation factor 3 subunit B
Exons: 4
Coding region: 1-2052 (683 amino acids)
Biological process (GO): translational initiation
Cellular component (GO): eukaryotic translation initiation factor 3 complex
Molecular function (GO): RNA binding; translation initiation factor activity; translation initiation factor binding
Source: RefSeq, a predicted model, not a curated record